Molecule: messenger RNA, 513 nt
Organism: Soboliphyme baturini
Lineage: Eukaryota; Metazoa; Nematoda; Enoplea; Dioctophymatida; Soboliphymatidae
Source: the annotation of a GenBank genome assembly
CUGAAGCAUGAACAUUAUUAUUUUUAUAUUCAGAAACUGAAUCCGAUAAAGCAAGACGUGAAGAAAGGAAAGCUGCGUUUCGUGCACAACUGCUUUCCUCAUCGCGGCUACAUUUGGAACUACGGUGCGAUUCCACAGACCUGGGAGAACCCGAAACAUAUGGACUUCGAGACGCAGACGAAAGGGGACAACGAUCCGAUCGAUGUGUGUGAGAUCGGUGAUCGAGUUGCAAAACGAGGCGACAUUAUCACCGUCAAGGUUCUCGGCGUGAUCUGUCUCAUUGAUGAAGGUGAGACUGACUGGAAGAUCAUAGCCAUCGACAUAAAGGAUCCAAAUGCCCAGAAGCUAAAUGAAUGGUUCAGAAUAUACAAGAUACCGACUGGCAAGCCAGAGAAUAAAUUCGGCUUUGGUGGCCAGUUUAAAAACAAGGUACUUAACUAUGUAGCUACAGGCAAAUGCCCAUCAGGUCCAAAACGGGGAGAUGUGCCUCUUUACUCAGUUAGCAGCAGUUAA